AUGGAAAAGAGCUACGGGCAAGUUUCCCUCCACACUGACCUCUCAUAUGAUGAGGUUGGCAUCCAUCCAGCCACGUGUCUGCCGUCACUCCUAAUUCUUAUUCGCUUUUUUCACUAUUUCCUUCCUUUCUUCAUCACUUCCUUCCUUCCUUCCUUCCUUCCUUCCUUCCUUCCUUCCUUCAUUCAUUCAUUCCUGUCAGUUCUCAUUCGCUUUUUCAAAUCACAUCCUUUUUGUUUUCUUUCUUCCGUCAAAGCAAUUCUUAUUCAACUUUUUGAUAUGCAUUUUCCUUCUUUCUUUCAUUUUUCAUUCUUAAUAUUAUUUAUUUCCCCCACCGAUUCUUAUUCGCUUUUUCAUUCUUCCUUCCUAAUUUCUUUCAUUCCUCCACCUAUUCUCAUUCGCUUUUUCCUUCUCUUCAUUUACUUAAUUCAUUCCUUUCUUUCUUCCUUUCUCAUUUCUUUAAUUCUCUCGCGUUUUUCUCGUUUUACUUUUUGUUGUUUCUUCCUUCUUCCGCUUCUUUCUUUUUUAUUUCUUCUUUUCUUCCUUUCUUGCGUUUCUUUCUUUGGUUCUUUCUUUCUUUCUUUCGAUUCUUUCUUUCUUUCGAUUCUUUCUUUAUUACGUUUCUAUCUUUCUUUCUUUUGCUUCUUCCUUUCUAUAUUUAUUUCAUGCUUCCCUUUCUAUCUAUCUAUCUUUCUUUGUUUAUUCUCUUUCUUUCUUUCGUUUCUAUCUUUCUUUCUUUUUUCUUUCUUUCUUUAUUUCUUUCUUACUUUCUUUUUUCUUUCUUUCGUUUCUUUCUUUCAUCCGUUUCUUUCUUUCUUUCUUCUUUCCAAUUCUUUCUUUCUAUCUUUCUUUCGUUUCUUUCUUUCUUUCUUUCUUUCUUUCUUUCUUUCUUUUAUCGAUCUUAAGGCAAGGGAGAAUCGAGGGUCGGGGAUGAUUACUGGACAACCGCUUUUUUUUUUCUUGUUAUUCACCACGUGGUUCCAGCAAAUUCCCUCCCCUCUCCCUAAUGUUUUCUUUCUUUCUUUCUUUCUUUCUUUCUUUCUUUCUUUCUUCCUUUCUUUCUUUCUUCCAUCAUUGAUUUCCCCUUUGGAAAAGCAUAAAUUCUUUCACAGAAUGGAAUUCCAUUCGGAAAUCUACAUUUGGUGA
This is a messenger RNA of Acanthosepion pharaonis, 1143 nucleotides long. Lineage: Eukaryota; Metazoa; Mollusca; Cephalopoda; Sepiida; Sepiidae. The record is from the annotation of a GenBank genome assembly.